AUGAAAUUGAAAAAGAAGGCAGAAAUUAAGGCUCGGGAGGCUUUGAAACAAAAGCAAUGUAAGGCUCGGGAGUCCGAGAGGGAUUUGAUAUUUGAGAAACGUAAGGUUCGAGAAUUAGAAGAAGAGCUAGCUGCUCUGAAACUUGAAGUUCGAAACUACAAAAGAAGAUUAGUAUCAUCAAAAAAACAUUUUGAUGAUUUUUCCAAUGAUUUCAGUAAACUUCUUAAAAGUGAAAAGGAAUACGACGCUAUUAUCGAAGUGGAUGAAACGUCAACUAGUCAACAAUUCAAAGUUCAUUCGAUAAUUUUAUGCUGCAGAUGUCCCUACCUUUAUGCAAGAUUAGGAAAUGGGGAGAAAGAUGUACGAAAAAUCAGAUUAACUCAAACGUCGGCAAGGAUCAUUGGCAUUAUCGUCAGUGGUUUCGUGGAUCUUGAAGAAUUAGAAACUUCCAUUGAAAUCUUGGAUAAAUUAUUCCCUUUUCGACAAAUUCUCGAUGCCGAAUUGUUGGCUGAUAUUUUGAAAUAUUCAAUGACACCAGAUAAACCAAUACUUUCAACCAUCCUACCUCCUCGAAAUAUUCAAAACCCUCAAUCAUAG
Acaulospora morrowiae is the source of this 597-nucleotide messenger RNA. NCBI's taxonomy places the organism in Eukaryota, Fungi, Glomeromycota, Glomeromycetes, Diversisporales, Acaulosporaceae. The record is from the annotation of a GenBank genome assembly.